AUGCUUCCACCAUCUUCUGAAACAUAUAAUAGUGCAGAUGAACUCUUUCAAAGUGUUCAGACUUUUGCCAAUUCUCAAGGUUAUGUAUUGAUAAAAAAAAGAAUAUGUAAAGACCAUCAUGGAGAAUUAAAAAACAUGUCAUUACAUUGUGAUCGGGGUGGAACUUACAGUUCAAAAGCACACUAUCGACAAACAAGUUCUCAUUUAAUUGAUUGUCUAUUUGAAAUAUAUGCCUCACGAUGCAAUGGUUUAUGGAAUUUGGAAGUUCGUAACUCAAAUCACAAUUAUGAACGAGUUAGAGAAAUGACUGUUUUGGAUUCACGUCCUAGGGAAAUUGUAUCAACUCUUAGACAAAAUGAUGAAUCAACAUUAGUAACUAAUAGAGAUAUUUAUAAUGCACGUGAACAAUUUCGUCAACAAUACCUGGCAGGACGAACACCAAUUCAAGUAUUAGUUGAUAAGCUUCAAGAGG
Molecule: messenger RNA, 472 nt
Organism: Acaulospora morrowiae
Lineage: Eukaryota; Fungi; Glomeromycota; Glomeromycetes; Diversisporales; Acaulosporaceae
Source: the annotation of a GenBank genome assembly